AAGAAAAAUAUCUAUUCGGCCACGAAGUAUUCCUAGACUCAGUCUACCACUUUCGUUAAUUGCAUUCGUGCCCGGCCAAGUCGUUCAUUUAAUACCUUACCUAAUCAUAUAUCCAACCCAGUGUCAUUCUCUAACUAUAAAGACUUCCAAGUUCCAAAAUGAAGCCUUCAACUCUCGCUUUUCUGCUCGGGCCUAUGGGCAUCGUAGCUCGCCCCUGUGGUGGACAUCGCCCUUCAUCUACUCUCUCGUCGGUUGGAAUUCCUACCACAGUAUCUUCAAGCCAAUCAGGUGCAACAUCUUCAGUGUCUACUACGUCUUCAACGUCUUCAAAGCCUACCGUUGCUUCUACCUCAUCCACAGAAGCUACAACAGUGACCCCAACCACCACAGGUUCAACGAGCAAGUCGACGGCUUCUUCUACAACUUCCUCCGCAGCCCCGACUUCAACGCCAGGCAGCGGCGCCUCGUCUGACAGUAUCGAUGCCCUUUUCAAGGCCAAGGGCAAGCUGUAUUUUGGAACCGCAGCAGACUCGGGCACCUUAUACAAGGCCCAAAAUGCGGCUAUCAUCAAGAAAGACUUUGGCCAGUUGACGCCGGAGAACAGCAUGAAGUGGGAUGCUAUCGAGCCUAGUCGCGGCGGCUUUAGCUUCGGCGGUGCUGAUGCGCUCAUCGAUUUUUCUGUACAGAAUGGCCAGAGCGUUCGUGGCCAUACUCUGCUCUGGUACCAGCAAUUGCCCGACUACGUCAAGGCGAUCACUGACGCCAAAGAACUCACGAGCGUGUUGGAGAACCACAUCAGCACCAUCGUUGGAAGGUACAAGGGCAAGGUCCGGUCUUGGGACGUCGUCAACGAGAUCUUCAACGAAGACGGCACCCUCCGGGACUGCGUUUUCACGCAGGUGCUCGGCGAGGACUUCGUCCGCAUCGCCUUCGAGGCGGCGCAUAAGGCCGACCCCGACGCCCUGCUGUAUAUCAACGAGUACCACCUCGAGAGCGGCACCUCGGCCAAGACCACCACGGGGAUGGUCGAUCACGUGACCAAGUGGCUCGCGGCUGGCAUCCCCAUCGACGGCAUCGGCAUGCAGGGACACCUCGGCGGCGGCAACCCGAGCGCGGCGGGCAUGCAGGCCGGUAUGGAGAAGCUGGCGACGACGGGCGUGAAGGAGAUUGCGGUCACGGAGCUGGAUAUUGUCAACGCGCCGGCUGAUGAGUAUGUCAAGGUUGCUGAUGCUUGCCUUGCGGUGGAGAAUUGUGUGGGGAUCACCGUGUGGGGUGUGAGCGACGCGAACUCGUGGCAGUCGAAGAGCUCGCCGCUGCUGUUCGAUGCUAAUUACCAGCCUAAGGCUGCGUACACGGCUCUUGUCGAGGCUCUCUCGUAGGCUACUGCGGAUAUACGCGUGUAGAUAGGUACCUAUGGAUACGUGGUAUACUUACCCGUCUAAUUACCUAGGUACCUUGGUGAUCUAUGUAGCGUGAUGAGGACUGAUAUCCUAAUUAUAAUACCUAACUAGGUUCUUGCCUAAUAGGUAUGAAUGCCUGUCUACCCAUCCUGCCUAAGCGUAUGAAGGCGCCUAUUGUAUGGAUGCAUACAACACCUCAUCGUAUCACAAGUGGCCUAUGAUAUAUGAUUCCGACUAUGGUACGUGACUUCUACCUCGGUUAAGCUAGACGCGACGCCGGCCAUCACGAUGUUUUAAAGGCGAAGGACAUGAGUUAAUAGAUACCUCAUCACUCAUGAUGAG
This is a messenger RNA of Hypoxylon fragiforme, 1742 nucleotides long. RefSeq names its product glycoside hydrolase family 10 protein. Gene Ontology annotation, biological process: carbohydrate metabolic process. The record is from RefSeq and is a predicted model, not a curated record. Lineage: Eukaryota; Fungi; Ascomycota; Sordariomycetes; Xylariales; Hypoxylaceae. The transcript is spliced from 4 exons. The coding region runs from base 159 to 1379 and encodes 406 amino acids. Gene Ontology annotation, molecular function: hydrolase activity, hydrolyzing O-glycosyl compounds.